AUGGAGGAGCACCAGCAGAGGGGGAAGCAAGGCAAGGAAGAGGUGCGGUUCCGCGGCGUGCGGCGGCGGCCGUGGGGGAAGUACGCGGCGGAGAUAAGAGAUCCGUCGAAGCAAGGGUCGAGGCUGUGGUUGGGGACAUUUGACACGGCUGAAGAAGCUGCUAGGGCUUAUGAUCGUGCAGCUUUUAACUUGAGGGGCCAUCUUGCAAUUCUCAAUUUUCCUAAUGAGUACUAUUCUCAAAUAAGGGGUUCACCACCAUAUCCUCCUCAUUUGGCAACACCUUCUCCUCGUGCUAGUGGCAGCACUUCUGGUGCACCAAGGCACCUUUUCGAGAUUCCUUGUUUGGAUGAUAAGGUGUUGGAGGAUCUUCUUGAUCAGUCUGAGGAGCACAAGAAGAAAAAGAAAGGAGAUUGAAUUCUUGACU
Molecule: messenger RNA, 424 nt
Organism: Cajanus cajan (pigeon pea)
Lineage: Eukaryota; Viridiplantae; Streptophyta; Magnoliopsida; Fabales; Fabaceae
Source: RefSeq, a predicted model, not a curated record